GCAGCAGCAGCUCAGAUGGUAAAGAAUCUGCCUGCAGUGCGGGAGACCUGGGUUGGGAAGAUCCCCUGGGGGAGGUCAUGGCCACCCACUCCAGUGAUCUUGCCUGGAGAAAACCCAUGGACAGAAGAGCCUGGUGGGACCGCCGAGACCGCGUCCGCUCCGCCAGCACAGGCCUCUCGCCUUGGCCGCUCCGCCUUCGCCGCCAGCCGACACCGCAACCAGUUCGCCACGGAUGAUGAUAUUGCUGCGCUCGUGGUCGACAACGGCUCCGGCAUGUGCAAGGCCGGCUUCGCGGGCGACGAUGCUCCCCGGGCCGUCUUCCCCUCCAUCGUGGGGCGUCCCCGGCACCAGGGCGUGAUGGUGGGCAUGGGCCAGAAGGACUGCUACGUGGGUGAUGAGGCUCAGAGCAAGAGAGGCAUCCUGACCGUCAAGUACCCUAUCGAGCAUGGCAUCGUCACCAACUGGGACGACAUGGAGAAGAUCUGGCAUCACACCUUCUACAACGAGCUGCGUGUGGCCCCCGAGGAGCACCCCGUGCUGCUGACCGAGGCCCCCCUGAACCCCAAGGCCAACCGUGAGAAGAUGACCCAGAUCAUGUUCGAGACCUUCAACACCCCCGCCAUGUACGUGGCCAUCCAGGCUGUGCUGUCCCUGUAUGCCUCUGGCCGCACCACCGGCAUCGUGAUGGACUCCGGUGACGGAGUCACCCACACUGUGCCCAUCUACGAGGGGUACGCCCUCCCCCACGCCAUCCUGCGUCUGGACCUGGCUGGCCAGGACCUGACGGACUACCUCAUGAAGAUCCUCACGGAGCGUGGCUACAGCUUCACCACCACGGCCGAGCGGGAGAUCGUCCGAGACAUCAAGGGGAAGCUGGGCUACGUUGCCCUGGACUUCGAGCAGGAGAUGGCCACUGCGGCCUCCAGCUCCUCCCUGGAGAAGAGCUACGAGCUGCCGGACGGGCAGGUCAUCACCAUCGGCAAUGAGCGGUUCCGCUGCCCCGAGGCUCUCUUCCAGCCUUCCUUCCUGGGCAUGGAAUCCUGCGGCAUUCACGAAACUACCUUCACUUCCAUCAUGAAGUGUGACGUCGACAUCCGCAAGGACCUCUACGCCAACACGGUGCUGUCUGGCGGGACCACCAUGUACCCUGGCAUCGCGGACAGGAUGCAGAAAGAGAUCACUGCCCUGGCAUCCAGCAUGAUGAAGAUCAAGAUCAUCGCGCCCCCUGAGCGCAAGUACUCUGUGUGGAUUGGCGGCUCCAUCCUGGCCUCGCUGUCCACCUUCCAGCAGAUGUGGAUCAGCAAGCAGGAGUACGAUGAGUCCGGCCCCGCCAUCGUCCACCGCAAGUGCUUCUAGGCGGACUGUUGGCUGCGUCACACCCUUUCUCUUGACAAAACCUAACUUGCGCAGAAAACGAGAUGAGAUUGGCAUGGCUUUAUUUGUUUUUUUUUUUUUUGUCUUUUUUUAUUUUUUAU
This is a messenger RNA of Dama dama (fallow deer), 1475 nucleotides long. Its product is annotated as actin, cytoplasmic 1-like. Lineage: Eukaryota; Metazoa; Chordata; Mammalia; Artiodactyla; Cervidae. The record is from RefSeq and is a predicted model, not a curated record. The transcript has a single exon. Bases 16 to 1356 code for a protein of 446 amino acids.